GCAGCCUCCAGACCCGAGCCCGCCUCCAAAAGGCCCCAUCCCACCAAGGCGGCAGACACCAAGCCAGCCCGCCCUACAUCACAGGACCCCAAGCCCCUGCCCACACGUAAAGCCCCUCCCACCACACGGCCCCCUGCUACACGACAGCCCCAGGGUAAGACCCCCCCUGCCUCCCCCAGCAACAAGCCUGUGGGCAGCACCGCCCCCCCAGUCGGUCAAACGAGCCUCUAAACCAACCCAGUCUGUCCUGCCCUUCACUGCUAGACCUGGAGCUCCCAAGUCUGCAGCAGCAGUGGCUGCCACAGCAGCAGCAGUGGCUGCCACAGCAGCAGCUGCCGUGGCAACAGUCGCCAUGACAGCCACAGCAGAGCCAGAAGUGGCAGCUUCAGAAGUCCCAGGACCAGUGUCUGCAUCUUUGCCAGCAGUGGCCCUAGAGUCCAGAGAAGAGGUUUCAGUCCCAACUCCUCAGGAUACUACGUCUCCAUCUCCACCACAGAGCCCACUCAGGCUGGCUCCUGCACCACCACAGGAUUCACUAGUCACUGUUGCCCAGGAGGAGAGGUCUGAACGACCAGAGACUGUCCCAGCAGCCCCGCCACAGCCAGCACCAGACCAGACAUUACACCAGGACAUCCCUGCAGCAGUGGCUAGGGCUACACCCAGCCCUCUGGAUUCCUCAGAGAAAGCCCAGCUCAACAUGGAUGAAGAAGAGGACGAGGAGAGGGAGGGAAGCCAGCGGGUGUCUGUGUCAGAAAUGAGCGGCUCCCAGCCCACGGAAGAGUCCAGGCCGGGCUCAGCCGGCCCUGCGGGUUCAGGGUGGCGUGCAGGCGGCGCCCUGCUAUCGGAGCUGGACUCUGAGGUGAGCUGCAGCCAGCAGGGGGCGUCGGAGCCGAGCGCCCCGGGCGUCCUGGAGGGCACAGAGAGUAUGGAUGACCUAGGAGACGCCAGUCUGAAGGGUGCCAUUGACAUGGAGGGCAUGUCUGCCUCGGCCGGCUCGCCUGACUUCGAGAAGGUGCCCGACAUCCCGACCAAUGAUUUUGAUGACUACGAUGAAGUCGGAGACCGGGUGUGCGACAUGGAGGUGGGUUCGGAACGGGCGGAUGACCCGAGAAGAGCGAGGCGUGACGAGGAUGAGGAUGACGAUGUGGAGAUGGCCAGUGAAGGGGUGACUGAGAGCGGGCUGGAGAGCUACGGGAAUGCAGACGAGGAUGACUUUGAGGAGGAUGAGAGACUGGACAACCUGAACCAUGCCCUGCCUGCCCUGGCCGCCCAGUGGGACCAACCCAACCCCAACUCCUUUUGUGACCCCUGGGCCCAGCCGCACCCCCAGGCUGCCUCAGCCUCCCCCCUGCAGACCCCUACCAGCCCCUCAGACCCCUGGCAGGCUGAUAUGGAGACACCCACCCAGUACGCCACUCAACCCUGGCUGCAGCUGGCUGCCACACCAUUUGUUCCAGCCCUGCAUGAGCCCUCACACCAGCCUGCCCCUGCAUCUCCACUUGAGAAAGAGACCCUAGCCCCAUUGCACUCCCUGUCCCCCAUAGCUGCCUCCGGCCGCGGCAUGUCACACUCCAGCACCCUAAGCGCUACGGAGCUGGCUGUCCACAGCAACAGCGAGACCAGCACCAGCACCCCAGAGGAGGUCUGUGACUACAACAGCAGCUCCGGGGUGGAGUCCCGCUCUGAGGGGGGGAAGCUCCACACCCUGCCUGCCGCCCUGGCCCCCGUGCGCUCCCUCCAGCCUGAAUUGGAGGACCAGGACCUGGGCAUCGACCUGGAGAGCGAGGACGGGGAGGUGGCAGAGACCCUGCCAGCCAACGAGGUCCCAGGGGACCCCGCCACAGCACCCACUUCCAACCCCUCGUCCUCCUCCACCACGGAGGAUGAGGCCAGCGACACGGAGGGCGAGGCCCAGCUGGAUGAGCUGGGCCAGGGCAUCCACAACGCCACCUUCGACCACAAGCCCGGCGCCCAGCGCUGCCUGUCUGCCCUGGAGGAAGGGGAGGAGACCAGUGGAGGCGCAGAAGAGGGCGGCAACACCCCCCAGUCUGCCAGCUCGGCGGCAUCCUACGCCUAUGACAUGACGGCGUCCAACUCCAGUAACCACUCCACUGCUGAGAGCUGCGCCAAGAGCCCUGGCAUCUUCUCCCUGGAGGAGCUGCCUGAGGAGGCCAAGGACCAGUCGCUCAUCCAGGAGCUGACCCUGCCGCCGCCCCAGCAACAGGCUGCCUCGGCAGACUCCCUUCUAGUCUCCAACCCAGAGGAGCAGCAGUACAUGUUGUGUGGGACGCUUGAGACAGAGCUAGGGGACACGGGGGAUCUGAAACCCCUGGACCCCGCGCUGUUCGUGGCCCCCCAGCAGCCCGGGGAGGGCCCCCGUGUCACCCAACCGCCCUACUACUCCACUGUCUGUGAAAACACUGAGAACUCUCUCACAGGGCUCAGCGUGUUCCCCCAGGCACACUGCCGCCGCGACCACCACUGUGACCUCUUGACCCCACCCAGGCUGACCUGUGCUGACCUGCCCCCCCGGAGCCCUCGCCUGCAGGCCAGCCCCCAGCUCCGCAGACUGGAACGGCACCAGCAACAACUACUAGAACUGCAGCAACGCAGAGAACAGCAGGGAAAACCCAAAGAAGAAGAGGCGAUGAAGAAAGAAGAAGAAGAAGAGGCGGCGCAGGAGGAGGAGGAGGAGGAGGUGGAGCAGAGACAGCAGAUCAUGCGAUGGCAGCAGGAGCUGGAGGAGCAGGCACAGCAGACGUCACCGCAACAACAGCCCCAGAAAGGUCAGGCAACAGUGCUGCUUUCGCCUUCCUCUGGUCUCCAUACCAUUUAUGAAGCCCUGGAGAGUGAUGAAGAGGGGAAGCAAAUUGAGGUUAAUGUCCAGCUCGAACAAUGCGAAGAAGAAGCCCCGCUGGAGACCGAGGUUGACAGUAACAGUGACCGUCGAGAGGUGUUGGAUGAGGACGGAGCUGAUAGCAACUCCACCUCCACUCUCAGUCCCUCUCCAGACUCCCCCGAGCAGGAAGAGUCCCGGGACGCCUCCCCAGAAUGCCCUCCUCCCCUGGACCUGGACUGGGGGAAGAAAGUUGACAUUGUCCAGCAGCUGAUCAACCAGACCCUGUUGCUGACGGGCGAUGGCUGCUCCUCCCUGCUCCUGCUGCCCGGAGGCACCUUGAGCCCCCUGGAGGCCAGCCUCUGGCCCAAACUGCUGCCCCCCCUUACCCCUCCCUCAGCCACGGUCACGUCGGUCAGCAGCUUCUCCCCGGAGGCCCCUGGCCAGUCCCCCCAGGGUGAGUGGACAGUGGUGGAGCUGGAGACACACCACUGAGGGAUGUAGAGACAUGUGUCUCACCAUUAAUGGUUGCACACACUGUUGUAACCACCUCUUACCUUUCCUUGCCAUUCAUCACUGCAAAUACAACACUACUGUUUGAUACACUGAACUAACACCAGCGUAUUUUCAAACAUGAUACCUUUCGAUUGGGGGGCAAAGGACAAUCACAGACUGACUCGCACUGUAAUUUUACACCUCUCUCUCAUGCUAAAACUAUGUUAGGUUGCAUACCAGCAGUCACAGAGGGCUACUACCUUGAUUAGACCUGGUUGACUGAAGCUUCUGGGCCAGCUAUUUGGGUAGAAUAGUGACUACUUGUUAGCCAUUGUCAAUUUUACUGAAGCUAAAACUACUGGAUUUUAACAUUUAUUUAACCUUUUAUUUAACUAGGCAAGUCAGUUAAGAACUCAUUCUUAUUUAGGAACAGGGGGGGUUAACUGCCUUCUUCAGGGGCAGAACGACAGCUCAGGGAUUCGAUCUUGCAACCUUUCGGUUACUAGUCCAAUGCUCUAACCACUAGGCUACCUGCUGCCCCAGGUAGCC
This is a messenger RNA of Oncorhynchus gorbuscha (pink salmon), 3880 nucleotides long. Its product is annotated as dual specificity protein kinase splA-like. The transcript has 3 exons. Bases 353 to 3331 code for a protein of 992 amino acids. Lineage: Eukaryota; Metazoa; Chordata; Actinopteri; Salmoniformes; Salmonidae. The record is from RefSeq and is a predicted model, not a curated record.